GCGGAUGUUGUUCUCUCGGAGCGGAUCACGGCCGGCAACAUGGCUUCCAGCGACAGGAGUCUUGGCGGCGCCUUCGACCACCACGUUCAGAAAGCUGUGUGCGACUCGCGGGCCAAAUAUCGAGAGGGCCGACGUCCUCGCGCGGUCAAGGUAUAUACAAUCAAUUUGGAAUCUCGAUACUUAUUAAUCCAAGGCGUUCCUGCAGUGGGAGCAAUGAAGGAUUUAGUCGAGCGAUUUGCUCUGUAUGGUGCAAUUGAACAAUAUAAUGCUCUAGAUGAAUACCCAGCAGAGGAGUUUACAGAAGUGUACCUUAUUAAGUUUAUGAAGUUACAAAGCGCAAGGAUAGCCAAGAGAAAAAUGGAUGAACAGAGUUUCUUUGGUGGAUUGCUUCAUGUGUGCUAUGCUCCAGAAUUUGAAACAGUUGAAGAAACAAGAAAAAAAUUAGAAGAAAGAAAGGUUUAUAUAACAAGAAAUAAUAAAAAUAAAGAUUAUUCUAUGACAAAGAAGAAAUUGCUCCCAGAGCUUAAAGACACCAAAGACUUUAGACAAGAUGUCCACUCAGACAUGUCUGGACUUGGUGCAGCUACUUUGAACACUUUUACUGGGAACUCAGGUUCUUGUCUUCCUUACUCUUGUGAACUGCCUUUAUGUUAUUUCGCCUCAGAAUACACGUGUUCAUCUGGGGAAUAUGCUAAUACACCAUCAGACUCCUGUAGAGACUGUAGAUACCAUGUUGAAACCAAGAAGCACCUUAGUCAUAGUGACUUUUCCCUGAAGUCACAGACAAACACUUCUCAGAAUUCAGUACUCUGUCCUGGUGUGCAGAAGGCCGUUACUUCAGAGGCGAUUGAAAGAUUCAUGCCCAGAACAACACAGCUACAAGAACGGAAAAGAAGGAGGGAAGAUGAUUGUAAACUUGGAACUGUUCUUGAAACCAGCACAAGUAGUGUUGAAGUUGUAAUUGGGCCUCAGUUACCAGACAUACCCAAGGUGGAUCUGCAGGAUGACUCCUUGAAUACAACAGCAAACUUAAUUCGCAAGAAACUUAAAGAGGUAAUUUCAUCUGUGCCAAAGCCCCUAGAGGACAGAUUGGAAGAUGUGCAUACAAGUCAUCCAUUAAAACAAAGACGAAGAAUAUAGAUUUCUGGAAGUCUGUCAGUUUUUUCUGGAGAUUAAUACUUAUUUUUAACCUACUUUACAUUUUUUGAAAGAUUUUGCUGCUGAUGUUUUUAAUUUUAUUCAAACUGUUUGUCACAUAUGUUUCUAUUCUUUUCCAAUUCAUGUUGAGUAUUACAGAAACUAUUCUUUUUGCAUAAUGUUAUUUCUCCACUUUUGGCAUCAGGGGAACUGAACCCAGGCCACUGGCAGGCUUUAACUGCUGAGUUAUCUCCUCAGCCCCCAUUGCAAUAUUUCUCACUUACAGUAACUAUACGUGUAUUAAUGAAAGUAAAAACAAAGAACAAAACAAAAAGUACCAAUAAAGAUAGGCAAAUAA
Molecule: messenger RNA, 1495 nt
Organism: Jaculus jaculus (lesser Egyptian jerboa)
Lineage: Eukaryota; Metazoa; Chordata; Mammalia; Rodentia; Dipodidae
Gene: Rbm48
Product: RNA binding motif protein 48
Exons: 5
Coding region: 40-1140 (366 amino acids)
Cellular component (GO): nucleoplasm
Molecular function (GO): nucleic acid binding
Source: RefSeq, a predicted model, not a curated record